AUGUUGGUUCAGACGUACGGCGGAUUAAUCCAGUUUGGUCGCAUGAUAGAAAUAGUGGUUGGCAGGCCGGCAUUAUUCACGUACGCGUUCUAUGGGUGUCACUGCGGUGCCGGAGGGAGCGGGUGGCCUGUGGACAACAUUGACUGGUGCUGUCACGUCCAUGAUUGCUGCUUUGAGUCGAUCUCCAGCGGAGGAUGUUAUCCACUUUGGGUCUUUUAUAGAUACGAUUACAUCGAUGGAGACGUAAUUUGCUUGGAUAAUCGGUUGGACGGAUGCGCCAGGCAAGCCUGCGAAUGUGACCGCGCGGCCGCCCUCUGCUUCCAGAGACACGACGGGACGUAUUCCCACUCCAACAACUUCUAUCUCAAAGCCAAGAGAUGUGACGAGCUCCAGCCGCCCUGCCACCUCGACCCUCUGACCUGGAACUGA
Staurois parvus is the source of this 429-nucleotide messenger RNA. The record is from the annotation of a GenBank genome assembly. Lineage: Eukaryota; Metazoa; Chordata; Amphibia; Anura; Ranidae.